CAGAUCUGUGUGAUGCUGUUAGAGCAGGGCGCCAAGCCUAACGAGGUGGACAACGAUGGCCGCAUUGCGCUCAUACAGGCCGCCCAAGAGGGUCACGUAGGGGUGGUACAGAGUCUGCUGGCCGCGGGGUCACAGGUCAACCACCGCUCACAUGACGGCAAGACGGCACUCAGGGUGGCCGCGGUGGAGGGACAUACUCAGGUGUUGGAGCUGCUCCUGUCUGCCGGCGCGGACAUGAACUACAAGGACGCGGACGGGCGGACAACUCUGUACGUGAUCGCCCUGGACGGGAGCCGCGAGAUGACCGACCUGUUACUGUCUAGAGGGGCGGAGCUGGAGGCUGUGGACGUGGAGGGGAGGACGGCGCUGCAUGUGGCCUCGUGGCAGGGCAACCUGGACGUGGUCAGGGCGCUGGUCACUCACGGGGCAAAGGUCAACUCUGUGGACAAUGACCGGCGUACAGCGGUCCAGAGCGCGUCGUGGCAGGGUCACGAGUGUGUGGUCAAGCUGCUGCUGGAGGCCGGGGCCAGAGUUGACCACACGUGUAACCAGGGGGCCACGGCGCUCUGUAUCGCCGCUCAGGAGGGUCACGAGGACGUGGUGAGGACGUUACUCAGCUACCAGGCUAACCCUAACCACGCGGACCAGUUCGGCCGCACGCCAUACAGGGUGGCCCUCAAGAGCGGACAUCUCAACGUGUGCAAGAUCCUGGAGGACUUUGGCGCCAUGGUGCCGAACGGAGCGAAGAGUCGCAGUAACUCCUCCACCUCCAGUGGGGAGAUUAAGAUGAACACCCCAGGAUCAACCACGCAGGGGACGACCGGACAGGGCUCGACCACACAGGGCUCGUCCACUCACGGCACCACAGCCGGUUCGUCUCACACGUCCAGUUACCUACACAACAUCGAGCUGACCACGGUCAUCGUCCAGCCCCCUCCCUCCACCACCUCCCCUGAGUCCUCGUUUGACCGCCGGAAGUCCUACCACUCCAACAACUCGUCCAAGUCCUCCAGCAACAUGACGUCAUCGACCAACCCCAGCAUCCACAGCGGUCAGAUGUCCGGCCUCUCCAGGCUAGACCGCGAGUGUCUCACCUUCACACAACAACUACAGCAAUGCUCCAUGGGAAAGAACCGAUCUCGUCCCAUCAGCCGGGUACUCUCGCCCGUCAGCGAACCCCAGAGCCCCGUGCACUCGCCCUGCACAACGCCCGUCAGGGACGCUACACACUCUACCACCACCACUACCACCACCACCACUGGCGGCAGCAGUAGCAAUAACAACAACAACAAAAAUAAAAACAGAAGCGCUGGAGCGCCCAGUCGACAGACCAGUUCUGACCCCCACCACACCCCGACGUCGGCGUCCGUUACAAGUGACCACAACCUCAUGUCCACAUCGCCGGUCAAGUGGGGCUCCUCUAAACAAGAGCGCAUCUCCGCCACCAUCAACAUCAUCACUAACCCUCAUGCCGACAUGAUGAGCUCUGUCGAGGAACCCGUCUGGCAGAGAAACCCAGCACACCCGAACGCCGCCCACACCACUACUACCACUACCAGCGGACAACAUCACCACCACAACCUCAGCAACUUCCCGUCCACCACCACCACCUCCAGCAGCAGCAGCAGCAGCAGCACCACGGGAUCCCACCCCCACCAGUCUCUCCCUUCCCCUAGCGCCGACUCCCCAGCUCGGAUCAUGAUGGGUCGAGCCUCACUGGGAAAACUCAGCCCAGACAUGAGGAGGAAGAGAAACGGCAUAGUGACCAACCCCAAAGUCUCACAGAACUCUGCCAAGAACAAGCUGACCUCCGCCGCCCCCACCGCCCCCACCGCCCCCACACAAUACAACAGACUGUCUCAACAAACUGCGGGGGCUGGGGAGCCAUGUGACAACCCAACCAAGGCGUCGCCUAGCAACGGCUACAACAACAUCCUGCCUGGUGACGUGAGUGAUGACGUGGAGGCUCUCCUCGCACAGCAUCUCGACCUGCAGGCUGGUGGAGGGGGUAGCGUGUUUGCCAAUGACGUCUACGCUGUCAGUGCAGGGUCUGGGUUCAAAUCUAACGGCCAGGCGGACCAGGGGCACCAUGGUGACCUGAAGGCUGUCAGGCCUAACGGUUUGCCCAUCAAGAAGGUCAACUCUCCAAA
Messenger RNA from Aplysia californica (California sea hare), 2150 nucleotides. RefSeq names its product ankyrin repeat domain-containing protein 50. Gene Ontology annotation, molecular function: protein binding. NCBI's taxonomy places the organism in Eukaryota, Metazoa, Mollusca, Gastropoda, Aplysiida, Aplysiidae. The record is from RefSeq and is a predicted model, not a curated record.